Messenger RNA from Striga hermonthica, 3219 nucleotides. NCBI's taxonomy places the organism in Eukaryota, Viridiplantae, Streptophyta, Magnoliopsida, Lamiales, Orobanchaceae. The record is from the annotation of a GenBank genome assembly.
AUGGAAAACUGCGAGUUGAACUCAUCUGAUGACCAGACGCCGGGAACUCCGAAGCCAUGUGCUUCUGCCGGUGGCUUUGAAUGGGAAAAGGCGCAAAAACUAAAUCAAGAAGCCGACACAUCUGCCAUGGAAGAAGAUGAAACUGAGGAGUCGUUUGCUGAUCUGAUGGUCUGCGAUUAUGGUUCAAGAUUGGUCCCAACUGGGUUCUCGAUUCCUUGUUGUAAAGAGGAAAUUGUGCUUUUCAUCAAUGCUGGUGCAAUGACGCCUGCGGAAUCAGAUUCCGGUAUUGAACUUCUGGCGGACAAGUUUUUUGAAGGCGGAGAUACUUUUCAGACUGAGGAGUUCAUCGACGAUGGUGGACACUGUUCGUUCAUGUAUCAGUCAGCCAGAUUGGGAAACUUCUGCUACCGAAUUGAGAAUCUUCAGCCCGGGAAUUAUUUUCUUGAUCUUCAUUUUGUAGAAAUUAUAAACAUCAAUGGGCCUAAAGGGAUGCGAGUAUUUAAUGUGUAUAUGCAAGAUGAAAAGAUUUUGUCUGAUUUUGAUAUCUUCUCCAUCGUUGGGUCCAACAAACCUCUACAACUGGUUGAUGCUAGAGUUUCUGUUAAGGAGGAUGGAAUUAUUGUCUUGAAAUUUGAGGGGAUAAUUGGCAGCCCAGUAGUUAGUGGAAUUUGUAUUAGGAGAGCCCCUACAGCUUCAGUCUCUCAGAUGAACCGUGAAUAUUCUGUGUGUAAAAACUGUUCUGCUGAGAUAGAAUAUCCUUCAGCUCAGAAAAAGGUAUUGCGAACAAAAUCAAUAACCAAGUACGAGAAAACUAUACAAGAUCUGAAAGAUACGUUGCAGAGGAAGACUGAUGAGUGUUAUCAAUCUUGGAUGUCUUGGUCUGCUGCUAACGAGCAAUUAGAGAAAGUUAGGAUGGAACUCGACAAUAAGACAUUCAAAACAUAUUCACUUGAUCAAACACUAGAGAAACAAGCAGACAAGCUGAAAGACAUCUCGAGCAAGUAUGAGCACGAUCAGAAGUCCUGGAAAGUGGCAAUCAAUAGUUUAGAGCAGAAAGUAAAGGUGAUGAAACGAGAGCAUUCUGAGCUUUCUCGUGAAGCACACGAAUGUGUUGGCUCUAUUCCGGACCUGAAUAAAAUGGUUUCUGCAGUCCAGUCACUUGUCGGACAGUGUGAAGAUCUUAAACUGAAAUUCAAUGAGGAGCAAGUAAAGAGGCGGAAGUUAUUUAACCAAGUGCAGGAGGCAAAAGGAAAUAUUAGGGUAUUUUGUCGUUGUCGACCCCUAAGCAAGCCGGAAGUCACAGCCAGGUGUUCAUCAGUCGUAGACUUUGAUGCUGCCAAGGAUGGAGAACUUGGAAUUCUUAGCAAUGGCUCCACCAGAAAGACUUUCAAGUUUGAUCGUGUUUACUCGCCGAAAGAUGACCAAGUUGAUGUUUUUGCCGAUGCUGCUCCUAUGGUAAUCUCAGUACUGGAUGGAUAUAAUGUAUGCAUAUUUGCCUACGGGCAAACAGGGACAGGCAAGACUUUCACGAUGGAGGGUACCGAGUCCAACCGUGGGGUCAACUAUAGGACCCUUGAAGAAUUGUUUAAGAUUGCGAACGAGAGGGCUGAAAACUACACGUACAACAUCUCAGUUAGUGUGCUUGAGGUUUACAAUGAACAAAUAAGGGAUCUGUUGGCGGUGGAGACCUCCAAGAAGUUGGAGAUAAAGCAGGCCUCUGAAGGAUUUCAUCACAUUCCUGGUAUUGUUGAAGCCAAAGUGGAGAACAUACGGCAAGUCUGGAAUGUCCUACAGGCAGGGAGCAGUGCAAGAGCUGUUGGAUCAAAUAAUGUGAACGAGCACAGCAGUCGAUCUCACUGCAUCCUCUGUAUUACUGUAAGAGCCAAUAAUUUGAUCACUGGGGAGUGCACAAGAAGCAAGCUUUGGCUCGUGGACUUGGCCGGAAGUGAAAGGCUUGCUAAGACUGAUGUUCAAGGUGAUCGUCUCAAAGAAGCCCAGAAUAUUAAUAGAUCGCUUUCGGCUCUUGGAGAUGUGAUAUCUGCUUUAGCUAAUAAAAGCAGUCAUAUACCAUACAGGAACUCAAAGCUGACCCAUUUACUCCAGGAUUCAUUAGGCGGUGACUCAAAAACAUUGAUGUUUGUACAAAUUAGCCCCUCUGAUCAAGACCUUGGUGAAACAUUGAGUUCUCUAAAUUUCGCUACCCGGGUUAGAGGGGUCGACUUGGGUCCUGCCAGAAAACAGAUAGACACGAGUGAGCUCCAAAAGACGAAAACAAUGCUUGAUAAGGCAAGGCUGGAGUCGAGGUUGAAAGACGAAUCUUUGAAGAAGCUUGAAGAGACUUUGCAUAACCUCGAAAGCAAGGCCAAAGGAAAGGAUCAAGUUUACAAGAACCAGCUGGAUAAAAUAAAGGAGCUCGAGGGCCAGCUUGAACUGAAGACAUCACUGUAUUGUCAAUAUGAGAAACAAGUGUCGCAUCUUACCGAGAGACUGAAAGGGAAGGAAGACUCUUGUUCCAGACUUCAACAGAAGGUGAUGGACUUGGAGAACAAGCUCAAACAACAAGACGAGAUUCAGUUCACGACAUACCAGAAGAAGGUUCACGAUCUCGAGCGCAAACUGAGAGAGCAAACACAGCAAUCUGAGUCUGAUACUCUUCUCCUUCAACACAAGGUUAAAGAGCUUGAAGAAAAAUUGAAAGAGACACAGGAAAACCCCGAGCGACUCUCACUUUGUCAAAAGAUUAAAGAACUCGAAGAAAAACUUAGAGAGCAAGAAAAGCAGAUAGCAUCAAAAGCAAUCUCAGAGCCCGUAGCCAACAAAAUAAAAUCCUCCACGCCCAUGGAAAACAAGCAAUCUAACAAAGAUGAGAUGCCAAACGAGCACGAGCAUCGUAUUUUGAGAAGCUUAAAUACUGUAAACAGACGAGGCAGUCAGGGUUCUUCUGCUUUGCCAAAAGAAAACGAAGCUCCUCCUCACGAGUCCCGGAGGAAGAGACUUUCAAGAAAUGGUGAGGUUGAGAACACUAGUAUAUUUCCAACUCCAUUGAGUGACAACAGCAAGGGCCGGCAUUCUGACCCACCUAAACACAUACCGAGGGUUUCAAGGAUGGGGAAGCCCGUUACAGGGGCCCAGAGGCCCGUGGCCCGAAGCAAAACGAGCCGGGAUCCUGUGCAGGGGGUCAACGAGAGGGACAGCAAGAAAAGGAUGUGGACAAGAUAA